Messenger RNA from Knipowitschia caucasica, 1569 nucleotides. NCBI's taxonomy places the organism in Eukaryota, Metazoa, Chordata, Actinopteri, Gobiiformes, Gobiidae. The record is from the annotation of a GenBank genome assembly.
AUGGGGAACCGGGGCAUGGAGGACCUGAUCCCUCUGGUCAACCGCCUGCAGGACGCCUUCUCGUCCAUCGGGCAGAAUGCGGUGCUGGACCUGCCUCAGAUCGCGGUGGUCGGGGGCCAAAGCGCAGGGAAGAGCUCGGUGCUGGAGAACUUCGUGGGGAAAGACUUCUUGCCUCGUGGAUCUGGGAUUGUGACGCGUCGUCCCCUAGUGCUGCAGCUCAUGAACUGCCCCACAGAAUACGCUGAGUUCCUUCACUGCAAAGGAAAGAAGUUCACGGACUUCGACGAGGUGCGACAGGAGAUCGAAGGAGAGACCGACCGCAUAACAGGGGCCAACAAAGGCAUCUCCCCCGUGCCCAUCAACCUGAGGGUUUACUCCCCCCACGUGCUGAACCUGACCCUGGUGGACCUGCCGGGGAUGACCAAGGUCCCGGUGGGAGACCAGCCCGCGGACAUCGAGGCUCAGAUCCGUGAGAUGUUGAUGCAGUUUGUGACCAAAGAGAACUGUCUGAUGCUCGCCGUCUCCCCCGCCAACUCCGAUCUGGCCAACUCUGACGCCCUGAAGAUCGCUAAAGAGGUGGAUCCUCAGGGCAUGAGGACCAUCGGCGUCAUCACCAAGCUGGACUUGAUGGACGAGGGCACGGACGCCAAGGACAUUCUUGAGAACAAGCUGCUCCCUCUCAGAAGAGGUUACGUGGGCGUGGUGAACCGAAGCCAGAAAGACAUCGAUGGUAAAAAGGACAUUAACGCUGCAAUGGCCGCAGAGAAGAAGUUCUUUCUGUCCCAUCCUGCGUAUCGACACCUGGCUGAGCGCAUGGGCACGUCCUACCUCCAGAAAGUCCUCAAUCAGCAACUGACCAACCACAUCCGGGACACUCUGCCCAACCUCCGGGCCAAGCUGCAGAGUCAGCUUCUCUCUAUCGAGAAGGAGGUGGAGGAGUAUAAGAACUUCAGGCCCGACGACCCCUCCAGGAAAACCAAGGCCCUGCUUCAAAUGGUGCAGCAGUUCUCUGUGGACUUUGACAAACGUAUCGAAGGAUCCGGAGACCAGAUCGACACCGCGGAGCUCUCCGGUGGAGCCAGGAUUAACCGCAUCUUUCAUGAGCGCUUUCCCUUUGAACUGGUCAAGAUGGAGUUCAAUGAGAAAGAGCUCCGUAAAGAAAUCAGCUACGCCAUCAAGAACAUCCACGGCAUCAGAACAGGCCUCUUCACUCCGGACAUGGCCUUUGAGACCAUUGUAAAAAGGCAGAUUGGGAAGAUUAAAGAGCCGUGCACCAAAUGUGUGGACAUGGUGAUGUCUGAGCUAGUCAAUACGGUUAGGCAGUGUACCAAGAAGGUAAAGACCGCGGUGCAGCUGUGGGCUGUUCUGUGUGUGGGCGUGGCUGCUUUGUGGGUGGGCGUGGCUUCUCUCUGUGUGGGCGUGGCUGCUCUGUGUGUGGGCGUGGCUUCUCUCUGUGUGGGCGUGGCUGCUCUGUGUGGUGGGCGUGGCCGCACAGGCCGCUGCUCCACAGAACUGAGACUGAGACGUCAUCCUCAUGUGGCUGCCUACAGCUUUAACUGCAGACUCUGA